Messenger RNA from Acaromyces ingoldii, 1044 nucleotides. RefSeq names its product NAD(P)-binding protein. NCBI's taxonomy places the organism in Eukaryota, Fungi, Basidiomycota, Exobasidiomycetes, Exobasidiales, Cryptobasidiaceae. Bases 1 to 1044 code for a protein of 347 amino acids. The record is from RefSeq and is a predicted model, not a curated record. The transcript has 4 exons.
AUGGCCGCCUUGUUCCAAGGAAUGCCGUCUAUGCAGCCGCUACAUACACUCCUGUGGGAGAAUCUUCCCAUGACGACGCCGUGGGAGCCCAAGCGAGACAUGCCUGAUCAGACAGGCCGAGUCGCCAUCGUGACAGGGGGUAACUCAGGCGUGGGCUACUACACGACGCUUGAGCUAAUGCGAAAGGGCGCUCGCGUGUACAUGGCUAGCAGAGACCCCGAGCGGGCUGCCAAGGCCAUUGCCCAGCUUCGCGAUGUGAAAGACGACGACGGAAAUCUACUCAAGGGCGAGGUCAAGCUGCUGAGGUGCGAUCUCUCCGAUCUGGAGAGCGUCCGAAGCGCUGUCGACGAGUUCACGCAGCAAGAAUCCCAGCUGCAUCUCGUCUUUGCCAAUGCCGGUAUCAUGUUCCCACCUUAUGACCAGAAGACGGCGCAAGGCUACGAAAUGCAGUUUGGCACUCAUGUCCUUGGCCACCACGUCCUGAUCCGGAAUCUGCUUCCCGUUCUUCGCAAGACGGCUGCCAUUCCAGGACAGCCGAAGGGCGCGAUACGAGUGUGCCUGACAAGCAGUGCGGGUCACAACAUGCACCAGCGCAAGGGCUUCGACAAGCACGACCCAGAGUGGGCCAAGCCUCUAGGUGUCAUUGGCAUUCGCCUUCCCGAACAAUAUCACCAAAUCUUUCGCUACGGCCACAGCAAGUUCUGCAACAUUCUCCAGUCAAAAAAGUACGACCGAGAAUUUGGCAACGACGGAAUCGUCUUCACGUCAGUCAAUCCAGGCAACAUGAAAACAGGCCUGCAACGGCACAUGCAUGGCCUUGGCAUGACGGCCCUCUUCCUCAGCAUUCAGCCCAUAUUAUACCCCAUCCAAAAGGGCUGCAUCAACCAGCUCUACGCCACCACAGCGCCGGAGAACGCAAACCUGGGCGGAGCCUACUUUGGUCCCUGGGCCAAGUUGUCCAGGCCGGCCUUCAAAGCCCACGACGAAGGAGCCCAGGAUAAUCUCUAUGAAUGGCUCGAGGACCACUCCAAGGGUUUCGUCUAA